AUGGCUUCAGACGACGAAUCUAAUUCGCGGCCCAAACGGCCAACCGCAAUGACAAGGCAGUCUUCGUCGCAGUCGCACAUCUCGCAGUCGCCGUCGGAUAGCCAUCAGCGGACUGCUCACCACAAGACACAGCGUCAUCAUGUCGUCGGCCAGCGCGUGCAAAGAAACACGUCGUUUGGCAAGAAUCUCAACAAGCUGAGUAAGGCUGAGAAGCAGGCAGUCCAGGCGCAACAGGCGGCAGAAAGUACAGGCAGGCAUCACCGUCGCACGCAGUCUGGCAAUUCCGUGUCCGCACCCAGCAGCCCUCGCCCAGGCUUCAAGCGCCAUGCCUCAUCUGGCGCCAUUGUGAGAGCGAACCAGGCACAUGUGCAGGCGAAUAUACGGAGGAACCACUCGAGCGGGCAGCUGCCACCUCGACAAGGACACGCAAAACACGCGCUCAAGUCGUCAAAGCACGAAAACGGCCCCUCAAAGCGCGCGCUCGCCACCCCCCGAGAAUCGCGUACAUCUUCACCGGAGCCGCACGCUGCAGUCCACUUCGAGAUGCCCAACGACGACGAGGAAGGCGAUGACGGCGGCUGGACUGAAGAGAGCGCGUCACAAUCACCCACCACUACUAGAUCGAACACGCGCUCUAACUCUGUCAUACUUGAAGCACAACACCGGGCUGCAGAAAUCAACAUGGAGAAGAAUCGAGGAGAGCCACCACAACAGGCAAACGUAGCUCGCGAGCCGCCAGCGCAGUCGACACAGACACUUACGGACCGCACCCGUAGUAAUACGCAGAUCAACGGCGGGAGCUCUUACCAGCACUCUCGGCCCCCAGAUGCUGACAUGAUCACUUCCCGACUACUCCAGCGCAGCGCUUCUCACCAUGUCCCUCCUCAAACAACGUCAGUCGCUGCGACUGUCGUUUCUUCAUCUGACCGCCACAACCUUCUCAAUCACACUGCUGGAUCCGUUGGAUCUACACUGGUAGACACACCAGGACGUGACCUAGUAUCACGCUUCAUGGACGGCCAUGGUUCUGCUGGAACGCCGCAUGAUGGCACAUACAUGUCGAUCAAUCCUAAUAACCACGAUAGUAGCCAAGGUGAGCUUGAUAUCAGCAAGAGGAACAAGUCGAUGCCCAACUUCAGCGGUGCUGAUACGCCCUCAAAAACGCCUCAGCGGUCUGGCACUACUACGCCAACUAAUUUGCCGCCGUCGCGAACCCAGCAAAAACUCAUGCUGCAACGUGCGUCAUCCAACAUUGAGCCGCAGAAGCUCGUACCCGUGACGCUUCCCCGCACAGGCGGACCGACGUACUUGCAGUCUAGCAUUCACUAUAAUACGAACGGAGAGGGACGUCUUGAUCCCCGCUUACAGCAGCAGUUCAAUCACGUUGCCGUCGAGUACAACGUUGUCCGGAGAUACCGCAACCCUAUUGCAGAUUCGCUUGGGCGCAUACAUCAGAUCCCUGGCAUGUCGCGAAAAACGCGGAUACCAAAGUCGUCAAACGGAAACGGAUUUGCAACAGGCGCCAGCAGCCUGAGCACAAGUUUCAACGAUGGGCCUGUUGAAACAGAUGCAGGGUCGCGAAGGUCGCGAGUCAGCUUUGACGACCAAAGCCGGGGCAAGACUAGUCGAAGCGACAAUGAGGUUGAAGGCCGACAAAGUUUCGAGAGCGAUCAGGCUCGCCGAAACGAAGCCGAGGAGAUUUGUCGACGACUAUGGGAGAGUGCCGAAGUGGUCGAGGCCGACUGA
Messenger RNA from Pyrenophora tritici-repentis Pt-1C-BFP, 1746 nucleotides. RefSeq names its product TCO89 domain containing protein. Lineage: Eukaryota; Fungi; Ascomycota; Dothideomycetes; Pleosporales; Pleosporaceae. Gene Ontology annotation, cellular component: TORC1 complex; fungal-type vacuole membrane. Gene Ontology annotation, biological process: TOR signaling. The record is from RefSeq and is a predicted model, not a curated record.